Cyanistes caeruleus (blue tit) is the source of this 1310-nucleotide messenger RNA. NCBI's taxonomy places the organism in Eukaryota, Metazoa, Chordata, Aves, Passeriformes, Paridae. The record is from RefSeq and is a predicted model, not a curated record.
CUAUGCAAGUCUCUGUGCCAACAAAAACACAUGAGCUGCUUCAUCGAAUGAGUGGGAAAGGAUUAGCAGCUCAUUAUCACUUCUCAAGACAGCCAGGCGUUUUUGGUGAUCGUAUGGUACCUGUGCAAGUGACAGUAACAAACACAACUGAUCAGAAGAUAGAGAAUAUUCACAUUGGGGAGAAGAAAUUACCUCCAGGCAUGAGGAUGCAUGAGUUUAAUGCAAUAGAGUGCCUUGAGGCUGGAGGAUCCAUUACUGCUACUAUGGGUAUUGACUUCUGUGAUUCUACCCAGACAGCCAGUUUCCAGUUAUGCACAAAGGAUGAUCAUUUCAAUGUUAACAUUCAACCCCCUGUUGGAGAACUGCUCUUGCCUGUCACUAUGUCAGAGAAAGAUUUUAAGAAGGAACAAGGAAUGCUGACAGGAAUGAAUGAGACAUCUGCUACAAUAGCUGUUGCUCCACAGAACUCUACUAGACUUGUAAUAAUUGAGAGAGUAGUGAAAGCAGCAAACCUGGGUGUAGUCCCUUCUGGUCAAGAUAACAUACACAGGUUUGCAGCUAAGACUGUGCACAGUGGGUCACUGAUGCUAGUCACAGUGGAGCUGAAGGAGAGCUCUACAGCACAGCUCAUCAUAAACACUGAGAAAACUGUGAUUGGUUCUGUUCUGCUGCGGGAGCUGAAGCCUGUCCUGUCCCAGGGGUAACCUGCUUACAUCUGGACUUCAGAAUCUGGCACACAACAAAAGUGCCUGGCAUCCACUACUGCUGCCUUUCAUUUAUAAUAAUAGCCCUUCCAUCUGGCAGUGGGGAAAGAAUACACUCUUGACAUUCUUGUCUUCUGCUUUAGAAUGCUAGUGCGUAUCUAUCAUGUAUGCAAGUCCUUUCCUUUUUUUCUGCUUGCUAACCAAAGAACAUAUAUUUUACUGUCAGUUAUCUGCGCUUUUAAAUGUAUUUCCCAUUUGUUCUACCCUAGUCCUUCCCUCUGUCUUCCCUUCCCCCACUACCUUCCUUCCCCAUCAGUUUCCACUCCCCCCCAUAGUGGACAAAUACUAGGUAAUAAAGUUCAAGGGAAAUCACACUGCUUGAAAACUGAGUUCAAAUGGCAGGUGGGUUCCAGCAACAUACGCAAGUAUGUGGUUCAGAGAGAAUUUUGGUGUAAGUGUGAAAACACAAUAAGUACAGCAAAAUGGUGUUUGUUUUUUAGAAAUGCUUGUAAACCUGAACUCAUCUAUGGAGAGCAUUGUCCCUAUCUACUGUCAUUUUCUCAAAUAUUUUGUUAAGAUGCUAAUAAAGUAGUGCCUAUGAACAGA